Molecule: messenger RNA, 10411 nt
Organism: Capsicum annuum
Lineage: Eukaryota; Viridiplantae; Streptophyta; Magnoliopsida; Solanales; Solanaceae
Product: ATP-dependent Clp protease proteolytic subunit 2, mitochondrial
Exons: 3
Coding region: 153-866 (237 amino acids)
Biological process (GO): protein quality control for misfolded or incompletely synthesized proteins
Cellular component (GO): endopeptidase Clp complex
Molecular function (GO): ATPase binding; ATP-dependent peptidase activity; serine-type endopeptidase activity
Source: RefSeq, a predicted model, not a curated record
AAGGGUAUGCCUAAGCAAAAUGAAAGCUUGAUGGUAUUUUUUUUUUUUAAACUACUGGUUACUGGUAUAGCAUUUUAAACUGAGUAGCACCAAUUUUCCCAUUAUAUAAGAUCCCUAAUUAAGAAAUACUCGAAAAUCGAAAUCCUUUGGAUAUGGGCAGCCUAAUUGGUAGGCAAGUGUGGAAUGGAAUGGGGAGAAGAUGUUUGAAUGGAAAUAGUAGGAGAUGGUACGGGCUAAUUCCGAUGGUGAUAGAACACUCUUCCCGUGGAGAGAGGGCUUAUGACAUAUUCUCAAGGCUGUUGAAAGAGCGCAUCAUUUGCAUCAAUGGACCGAUUAACGAUGACACUUCCCAUGUUGUCGUUGCUCAGCUUCUUUUCCUUGAGUCUGAGAACCCCUCUAAGCCUAUUCAUAUGUACCUCAACUCUCCCGGUGGCGCUGUUACCGCCGGUCUUGCUAUCUAUGACACUAUGCAGUACAUACGAUCUCCAAUCAAUACUAUAUGCCUAGGUCAAGCAGCUUCAAUGGGAUCCCUUCUCCUAGCUGCUGGUGCCAAGGGUGAGAGACGGACUCUCCCUAAUGCUACAAUCAUGAUUCAUCAGCCUUCUGGUGGAUAUAGUGGGCAAGCUAAAGAUAUGACAAUUCACACAAAACAGAUUGUUCGGGUAUGGGAUGUGUUGAACCAACUAUAUUCCAAGCAUACCGGACAACCGGUGGAAAUAAUUCAGAAGAACAUGGAUAGGGAUUAUUUCAUGACAGCCGAAGAAGCAAAGGAAUUUGGGAUAAUUGAUGAGGUUAUCGAUCAAAGACCAAUGGCUCUGGUAACUGAUGCUAUUGCUAAUGAGGCCAAAGAUAAAGAUUCAAGUUAGAAUUUGUGUUGUGGAUGCCUGUUUAACUAAAGAUAUGCUAUAAAGGAAAGGCUUCUACCUUUGCAGCAGAUGCUUUUUCCUGUGAAAAGAGACAAGAUUCUGCAAGUCAUCUUUUCUAACGUUGCAAACAAACAAAACUGGUUUAGGAUUUUAUCCUAAGUAUUUUCUGAGUGAACUCGGUGAUGCGACAAAGUGUGAUUUAGUGGAGCUGGAGUGUUAGAAAGUGCACAGAAGCUAGAAACUGAUCUGGAAGACCAUCCCUAUGGCAUCAUAUGGACUAUUUAGUUAGAGUGGAAUAAGAGAUUCUUUUAAGAUCGAAAGCAUCAUAUCUCUUUGUAAAAGGUAGGUGCCUACAGAAUCCGUGCUUUUGGUGUAGUAGUAGCAUGAUAUCUAGCUUAAUAUGUUGAUUUUUCAGAAUGUCGAUGUUGUUACUGCUGUGAUUGUUUCUUCUUGUGCUGUACCUCUUUGGUACUCCAUCAACAAAGUUUAGCUUAUCUUAUUUUUAAGAAGGCCCCAACUUAUUUGGGACUGUAACAUAGUUGUUGUUAGUGUUAGAGUAGGGGGUUAGGUGGGUUAAUUCUUAAAUUGGAUAUCUUUUCACAUUCGACAACUAUCAUAUGUGUUUUGUAUUUAACCCUUGUAUAUAAGUAUGCCUUGUUUCAUCAUAUGAAGACAUCAAUAUAUCUUUACUGUUUCCUUGUUAUACCUUCUUUGUCCAAACUUUUUAAAAAAUCCACGUAUUUUGAAAAGUGCUCUUCUUGAGAAGUGCUUCUCAAAAAAGUACUUCUGGAGAGUUUCUGAAGAGUAGCAGUUUGUGUAUGGCUAAUCAAUUUCAAAAGGACUUUUCUCAAUAUUAGAGCAAAAUUUGUGCGUGGCCAAGGUCCUAAAACUGCUUUGGGGAGAAGCGACUUUCUCGGCUUCUGAAAAACAACUCCAGUUACUAUUCAAUAAGCUCUUAUGUUUUUCCUAAAAGCUUGUCCAAGCACCUCAACUUUCUAAAAUAAGUACUUUAUCAACAAAGAAUAAAAGAGCACUUUUAGGGGCCAUGAAAAUUGUGAGUAUUUGAAAAAAAGUAUUUUUUUUUCCAAAGUGAAAAAUGAUAUUUGAAAAUUGGUGUUGUGUUGGGCGAUGAAUAUCAAAUGAAGUUAUUUUUGAAUUUUUAUGAGUAAGUUGGAGUGAAAAAGUGAAUAGCUUUUUGGUGUUCUUCAAAUUCCUUUUUUUUUUUUUUUAAUACCAGUAGUGUUCGGGCCAGCCUGCGACUAAUUCCACGGGAUACCUGCCACCACUCACCAGCAACCUGUACCAGGUAACUCUGUCUACCAAUGCUAGAACAGAUGAGAAGAAAUCAGAUGGUGUUUGUCUCUGUUGCGAAUUGACCUGAGACCUCCAAGCGCUCAACUCAUUGAACCACUAGGCCAAUUCCUGAAAAUUCUGGGAAGUUGAAUUCCGGGAUUUUAUGGCCAAACGUGUUUUCCGGAGUUCAACUCUAGAAAAAAGUAAAAGAAUUUCAUGGCCAAAUGCCCCCUUAGCUUCCCAAAGGCUUGGCCAAACAAGUUAUUGAUCAUUGCCAAUAAAGAAUGAGUGACAUACCUCUACCAUUUUAGCGCUAGUGGCAAUUUAAAAUGCACCGAGCUGUCACAACUCUCAAAAAUGCUUUAAAAAACUUUGUUCGGGAUGUUAACAGGAGACUUAUGGUUCAAAAGCUUCUACUUGCCCAAGACAUGUCUAACUUCCAAAUAAGAUAGAACCGUUGUUAGUAACUUGUAAAGUUGGUGUCAUUAGAAAAAAAAAAAAAAAAAAAGAUAGAACCAUUGUUCUUUUCCGGGUAAGGAGGAGAUGAGUAAUUAAAGUCAUUGCCAUAUCUUACUAUUAUGUCAUGACACUGUAAAAAAGUAGUUUGCUUGGGACAUCAACAGAUGCCAAAAGAACUGCCGCAUGCUUUUGGCUUUUAGAACUCAUUUUAUGGUUUAUUUCUAAUUUGUCAACUGAAGAUGUUUAUCCUGUGUUUUAAUUCAAAUAAAUUAGUCCUUUUUCAUGGAAAAUAUUGUUGUUCCAAGUCCUCUUUGGAUUGGUAAAAUUCUAGUACUGGUAAUUUGACAGAAAAAUGCAGAUGACCUGUUAAUGAAUCCAGUCGCAGUAGAGAAUUGAUGAAAUUUGAGAACUGUGAUGUCCAUUUUCUGCAUGUUUCGAUUCUAUUAGCACAUUCUCAGACUGGCAACUGGGGUUAUGAUAUAUGGAACUAAGAGUUACCUUUCUUGUGUCCAUUAAUGAUUGCAAUACAUCUUUAUGGAUUGGAUUGGUCUUUCUAGUGGGUAUCCUUAGUUCUCUCAUCUCUCAAACCUAUUUGUUUGAGUUUGCUGGUUGCAUGGAUCAAAGGUUAAUUUUCUUCAAUAUUUGUGGUUUUUAGUAGGCUGCAGCUCCACUUAUGGACUAGGGAGUUUAUCUUAGAUAUGAUAACCUCGUGGCACUGGGUUUUGAAGUAGAAUAUUCUGAGAACGGAACUCAGAGGAGAUGGAAUAUCUCGAUUCACAAGUAUGAAGUCGUUGAUUCUUGAUUUUGAGUUAAGGUUUUCUUUUAUGAGUGGAAAAUGCACUUCAGGGAAUCUGGUUGGUUCUAAUCCAGGUCAUGUACAAGGCACAUUCUUUGUUAGGAAAUUAAGAUUUAUCUAGAAACUCCUAGUUAGUAGAUAUUUUUAUAGUUAAAACUCCUAGAUAUUAGAUAUUUUUUGGAAUAUGUUCUUUUAGAAUAUUCUAGUGUAGUCUCUUGAAUAAAUAUCUUGUAGAAUUAUCUAGAUAUUCUAGAGUAGUAGAAGAUAAGGAUCACUAGAUUUUUGUUAUAGAUGUAUCUAGAAGGAUAUCUAGAGACUAGAAUCAUCCAUGGACAAGUAUAAAUAGGAGGCACAUUGUGCAUUUGUAUCCAUCCAGAAAAAUAGAAAACACUCAAAAAAGUUUUAGCUUCUCCUUCUUCACUACAGUCUUUUUUGUAGCAAUUUUCAACUGCAUUAUUUUAAUUGUUUCAGCUUGUUGUUUCCCAAUCCCCCUUUCCCUUCUUCUAACAUGGUAUCAGAGCCCAUUUCUUACAGGAUCUGAAUCUGUUUUUUUGUUGAUUGGCUCAUCUUAUUUUUAGCUUCUUUUCUUGGAUCUUUUUGCUGAAAAAACAUGGCACCAGAAAAUCAACCAACAACGGGUCCUUCGAUUUUCUCGAGGGAGAAUUACCAUAUUUGGGCAAUUAAAAUGAAGGCUUAUUUGAAGGCCCUCAACUUGUGGGAUGUCGUUGAGAGAGGAGAACCUGUUGUCCAGCCAUUGAGAGACAACCCAACUCUCAGUGAUAUCAAAAAGUAAGAUGAGUUGGUGACUAGAUCUCCAAGAGCUCUCACUUGCAUACAUUCAAGCCUUAUGGAAGUGAUGUUUACAAGGAUUAUGGCUUGUGAGACAACCAAAGAAACCUGGGAUAAGCUAAAAGAGGAGUUUAAAGGUAGCAACAGAGUUAAUUCUGUUAAGGUCUUAGCUUUGAAGAGGGAGUUUGAGCUCUUGAAGUUGAAGGAUUCGGAUAGUGUGAAAGAAUACUCUUCCAAGCUGAUGGAUAUUGUGAACCAAAUAAGGAUACUUGGUGAAAACUUUUCAGAUCAGAAGGUUGUAGAGAAGAUCAUGGUCAACCUUUCGGACAAGUUUGAAUCAAAAAUCUCAGCUAUUGAAGAGUCUUGUGACUUGACUACUCUUUCAAUAGCUGAGCUGAUCUCUAAAUUGCAAAUCCAAGAGCAACGUUUAACCAUGAGAAGCGAAGGGACAGUCGAAGAUGCCUUUCAAGUAAGGCAUAAAUUCAAGCAACAAAGGAAGGCAAAAAAGUUUCUUUAGACCACUCUGGAGAGGUGAAAUUUGGUGGAUACCAAGGUGAAUCGUCGAGGAUAGGAAAAUUUCCACCUUGUGGUAUUUGUAAGAAGACAAACCACUUGGAGAAGAAUUGUUUGCAAAAGUCCAAGAGGUCUCCUAUUCAAUGCAGAUACUGCAAGAAGUAUGGGCACAUUGAGAAGUAAUGCAGGGAAAAGCAAACUCAAAGUGGUCAAUCUUCCCAAUGAGUACAUUUUGCGGAAGAGCACUAAGUUGAAAAAACAGAGGAGGAGGUAAUCAUGGCUUCAUACACAUCACAUGUUGAUCGAUAUAAUUGGUAUGUCGACAGUGUGUGCACAAGGCACAUGGCGAUUGAUGAAAAUCUAUUUGUUAGCUUGAACAGGUCUGAUAGGACCAAAGUGAAGCUUGGAGAUGGUGCACUGGUGCAAGCUCAAGGAAGAGGAUCAGUGAAAUUUCCUACGGACGAAGGUAUGAAAAUCAUAAACGAUGUUCUUUAUGUGUCAAGCUUGACUCAAAACUUGUUGAGUGUUGCUCAGUUGCUUCACAAUAAUUAUUCACUUUUAAGGAUAAAAAAUGUGUCAUUUAUGAUCCUAAAGGUUGUGAAGUAGCUAAAAUUAGCAUGAUUGGCAAUUCCUUUCCACUUUCAUGCUAUUCUACUGAAAGUUGCUCUUUCAAUGUUGAAAUGAGUGAUACUUGGCUUUGGCACAAAAGAUUCGGUCAUUACAACCUUAGUUCAUUGGUGUAUAUGCAAUCCAAGGGUAGGGUAUGGUGCUUGAUGUACCCAAAAUUGACAUAUGCCGAGAUGUUUGUGAGUCGUGUCAAUUUGGUAAGUUGCAUAGACGAUCCUUUCCUAAAGGAAGUCUUUGAUGGGCGAAGGAAAAGCUAGAGUUGGUUCAUACAGAUAUAUGUGGACCAAUGAGAACGGUUUCUUUGAGUGGGAAUAAAUAUUUUCUUCUCUUUAUAGAUGAUUUAACUCGAAUAACAUGGGUCUAUUUUUUAAGUAGCAAAGUUCAGGUGUUUUCUAUUUUCAAAGAAUUCAUGGCUAUGGUAGAAAAGGAGAGUGGCUGCCGAUUGAAGUAUAUCAGGUCAGAUAAUAGAACUGAAUAUACUUCUCAUCUGUUCAGCAAGUAUUGUAAAGAUUUAGGCAUUCAACAACAAUUUGUUGUGGGCUACACUCCAGAACAAAACGGGGUUUCUGAGAGAAAGAACAGAACCGUGAUGGAGAUGGCGAGAUGUAUGUUAGCAGAAAAGAAGAUACCCAAAUAUUUUUGGGCUGUGGCAGUCAAUACCGCAGUCUAUUUGCUAAAGAGAUUAUCAACUAGAGCACUCCAAGACAUGACACCACUUGAAGCAUGGAAAGGUAUAAAGCCGUCUGCGAGACACUUGAAAGUAUUUGGUUCGAUGUGCUAUGCCCAUGUUCCAGAUACUAAAAGAGGCAAAUUGGAUAACAAGGCAGAACUCUGUAUUUUGUUAGGCUAUAGCACAGCUGCAAAAGGGUACAAAGUGUAUAAUGUUCGUACGAAGAAGGUGCUUAUCAGUAGAGAUCUUGCGGUGGACGAGUCUAGCCACUAUGAUUGGGAUCAAGAUAUUGUUGUAACAAACCAGGAAGGGAGUACUUCAGUUGCAACUCUAAAUUCGCAAACGAGUGAUAUUUCUUCCAGUACUAUUAUUGGAAAAGAGCACAAUUCAGAUGUUGAGUUAACUUCAGAUUCUCCAGUUUUGAAGACAAGUCACUAGCUGAAGUUUAUGAGCAAUGCAAUUUUGCUCUUAUGGAACCAUCUUCUUUUGAAGAAGCAACAAGUCAUGAAGCUUAGAUUUCUACAAUGUAGGAGGAGCUUGCCAUGAUUAAUAAAAAUGAUACUUGGGAGCUGGUUGAUAGGCCCGACCAAAAGAACGUCAUCGAUGUCUAAUGGGUCUAUAGAAUGAAGUUCAAUCCAGAUGGCUCAAUCUUCAAACAUAAAGCCAAACUUGUAGUUAAAGUCUAUUCCCAGCAGCCUGGAGUGGAUUUUGGAGAUACGUUUGCUCCUGUCGCGAGGCAUGAAACAGUAAGAUUUCUAGUCGCUCUUGCAGCACAAUACAAGUGGAAAAUCUACCAUUUAGAUGUCAAAUGUGCAUUUCUAAAUGGAUUUCUUGAAGAAAAUAUUUAUGUGAACAACCUGAAGGUUUUAUAGUUGCAGGUGAAGAAGACAAGGUGUACAAGCUUAAAAAGUCUCUCUAUGGCCUUAAACAAGCUCCGAGAGCUUGGUAUAGUAAGCUGGAUACUCAUUUGCUGUCUCAAGGCUUCAACAGAAGCCUAAAUGAGUCUACUUUAUACUUCAAAAGGCAAGCUGAAGCUGAUGGGAAGUUAAUUGUGAUAUCCGUUUAUGUUGAUGAUUUGAUGAUCACAGGUGAAGAUUCUCUUGCGGUUCAAAAAGUUAAAAAUGUGAUGCUAAAAGUUUUUGAAAUGUCUGAUCUAGGGGAGAUGAAGUUCUUCUUGGGAAUGGAGAUUUUUCAAUCUUCUGAAGGAAUUUUCUUGUCCCAAAAGAGGCAUGCCUUGAAUCUCUUAAAAAGAUUCAAGUUUGAUAAGUGCAAACCUGUUACAACUCCACUUAUUGUGAAUGAAAAGUUAAUGAAGGAUGAUGGAGAAGAGAGGGUAGAUUCACAACUAUAUAGAAGCCUUAUUGGAAGCUUGUUGUAUCUGACUGCUACCAGGCCAGGCCAGAUGUAAUGUUUGCUGCUAGUUUAUUGUCUCGAUAUAUGCAAUGUCCCAACAUCAAGCAUUUUGGAGCUGCUAAAAGGGUGCUGAGGUACAUUAGAGGGCCAACAGAUUAUGAAAUUUGGUAUAAAAGUGUGGAGAAUGGAUCUCUUAUUAGCUAUUCAGAUAGUGAUUGGGGUGGAUGUUUGGACGAUUACAAAAGCAUAUUUGGCUACUUUUUUUCAUUUGGUUCAGGCAUUUUUUCUUGGAGCACAAAGAAGCAGGAUAUCGUACCUCAAUAUUCAGCUGAAGCCGAAUAUGUGGCUGCUACAUCUGCUACAAAGCAAGGAAUUUGGUUGAGAAAAAUCUUGUUUGAUUUGGAUCUUUUGCCAAAAGAACCAAUAGUGAUCUAUGUGGACACUAAAUCAGCCAUUGCUAUGGCUGAAAAUUCAGUACAAUAUGGAAGGACGAAGCAUAUCAACAUCAGAUUCCAUGCUUUACGAGAUUUAGAGAAGAAUGGUGAAGUUAAGCUGGUGCAUUGCAGAAGUGAAGAACAACAAGCCGAUAUUCUACCUAAGGCUCUUCCCACAAACAAGUUUGAGUUUCAAAGGUCGAUGCAGGGAGUUUCAAUGAAAAAUCUUAAGGAGGAGUGUUAGGAAAUUAAGAUUUAUCUAGAAGCUCCUAGUUAGUAGAUAUUUUUGUAGUAGAAACUCCUAGAUAUUAGAUAUUCUUUGGAAUAGGUUUUUCUAGAAUAUUCUAGUGUAGUCUCUUGAAUAAAUAUCUUGUAGAAUUAUCAAGAUAUUCUAGAGUAGUAGAAGAUAAAGAUCACUAGAUUUUUCUUGUAGAUGUAUCUAGAAGGAUAUCUAGAAUAAUCCAUGGACAAGUAUAAAUAGGAGGCACAUUGUGCAUUUGUAUCCAUCCAGAAAGAUAGAAAACACUCAAAAAUGUUUCAGCUUCUCCUUCUUCACUGCAAUCUUUUUUGUAGCAAUUUACAGCUGCAUCAUUUUAACUGUUUCAGCUUGGUGUUUUCCAAUCCCUCUUGACAUUCUUUCCAUAUCAAAGCUACUCCCUCUGUCUAACAAUAGUUGUCCACUAUUGACUUGGCACACAUGUUAAAAAAUAAAUAAUAUGGGUAAUUUUACUAUAUUACCCUUCGAAUACAAUUAAUUCAAUGCGUUGAAAAAUGUAUUGGGUAAUGACUAUAACUAAUAACUAAGGGUAAAAUGGGUCGAAGUGGGUAAAUUAUCCAUUGGUUUUCCAAACUGGACAAGUAUUGUUGGACAUCUAUUUUUAGUAACAUGGACUAGUAUUGUUGGAUGGAGGGAGUAGUAUACUAAAACAUUCUUGAAAAUUUAGAUUUCUUUUGAGUUUCUUGUAAGAGUCAGUGAGAAUGUGCUGUCAUUGAGAGGGAGCAGAGGAAGUUACCCAUGGGAGUUGACAAAAUUAGAAGCAUCUUCUAUCUCCAAUUUCUGAUCACCUGCUUAAUUGCUGGUCGCUGCUCAUUAGGUGGUAACAAAUAAUCUGUUAUAUACAAGGCAACGAAGCAGCCAUAAGGGUUUGCUCAGUGAUUUUGUAAACCUAUCUUAGGUUAAAACUGAUGUUUUCUCCCUAGUAGAGUAGUCAAUAGUUCCAGAAACUGUGGCUUCUUAUGCGUUUGAUCUUUUAGGACAAAGAAACUUGAGUAUAUAUCAACUUCACUUUACAUCUUGAAAAGCUUCCUCUUGUCUUUUAAAUUCUUUAGGGGCUACAAAGGUCUUCUCUUAUUAUCGAAGACUUGUGCUGCACUCUGUAAGGUUUUGUUUGAUCAAUUAAAUAACAAUUAUGUGGUCAUUUGAUUGAGUUAUUCUUUUCUAGUCUUACAUUGAAAACUUUUCCUUGGAAAGAUUGAACUAGAUUUUGUUGUGGUUGAUUUGUUACAGUAGGAUUUCUACAGUAGCAGCCAGACUCAAAUUCAUAUUAUCGUAUUAUCGUUAUAUUCAAACAAGCGAAUCGUUGCUGGCACUUUAAAUUAGAAAAAAUCAUGCCGACCAAGCUUGUUCACCUGUAGAAUUACAUAUGCAAGUGCACAAUUGGAAUUGAGUCCCCAUGCCUUCAUUCAUCUGCAUGAAUUUCAAAGAUAAUAGUAUUAAUUUGGGAAGCUGAGGUAGCGGAGUGUUGUCGCACUUUAGGUGGGAGAGGUAGGGGUCCCCAUCUCCUCUCCUCAUUAUUAGUCGUAUUCAGUAAUUGUAUAGUUUCUGGUUAUCAAAAAAGUAAUCGCGUAGUUUCUUUUUCUUCAAUGUAUUUUACUAUUGGUUGCUUCAUUUUCUUUUAUCUUGAUAUUUUGGUGUCAUAAUUUUCUCGCCAUGCUGCUUUGAAUAACUUCUGAUUUAAGCUGAGGGUUUAUCUGAAACAAUCUCUCUACCCCACACAUCUACCCCACACAGGUAUGGGUAAGGUCCGCGUAUAUCUUACCCUUUCUGGGCCCCACUUGUGAGAUAACACUGGGUAUGUUGUUGAGGUUAUUUUUUUUCCUCACUUGAUUUUGGAAAAUCUAUCCCCAUCAUAUGCCCCUCAAUUGAAAGUCAAAGUGAAAGCUAAAUCCCUUAUAUUUGUGCAUAACGGUGUAAUUGAAGUGAGUAAAGUGAUAUUAUUCUUAAAACUGGUAUUCAGUGGGUUUUAUGAGAUUGGAGUGCCUUUCUUUUUUACAUAAUAUCAUGUCUGAGUAUGUCAAUCUCGAAGUGGAUCUCUCCUUGAACUGUUUACUAAGGUUCUUGCUUCACUUUAGAGGUUUCGUUUGAAUUCAGAUGCUGCUUAUCACCCCUCCCCCUUUCUCCCACGUACAAGGGAAAAAAAGAAAAAGAGAUUUCAGAGGAUAACUUGUGUUUGAUGUCCUUCGCUGAAGUUCAUUGAUUGAUUGUUCAACCAGAAGCGUGGAAGUAGUUUUCUUCCAUUGCAAUGUGUAGUGUUUGAAUGUGUAGCUUGAGAUACUGACAAUCUGUUUCAUUUGGGAUGCAGGGAUGUAGAACCUGGGUUUGAUAUCUGAG